Molecule: messenger RNA, 736 nt
Organism: Cynoglossus semilaevis (tongue sole)
Lineage: Eukaryota; Metazoa; Chordata; Actinopteri; Pleuronectiformes; Cynoglossidae
Product: glucagon-1-like
Exons: 4
Coding region: 118-492 (124 amino acids)
Biological process (GO): response to starvation
Cellular component (GO): extracellular region
Molecular function (GO): glucagon receptor binding; hormone activity
Source: RefSeq, a predicted model, not a curated record
AGUCCAUCUAGGGUAUAAAAGAGCACCUGUGUAUGAAGAGAGUUAGAUACAGACACCAGCAACAAGUGGAGGUACUACUCAUUUGUAGGGCAGAAAAGGGAAAUAAAGUUUAUAACCAUGAAAAGCAUCCGUUCUCUGGCUGGAAUCCUCCUGGUUUUUGGCUUUGUCCACACCAGCUGCCAGGUUCCUCUGCAGGAAGCGGACGACAGCUCCAGUUUUGAGUCACAGGUCACGUUAGCGGACGAGUCUAGAGAUGUCUCCAACAUGAAAAGACACUCAGAGGGAACAUUCUCCAAUGACUUCAGCAAAUACCUGGAGGACAGGAAGGCACAGGACUUCGUCCGAUGGCUGAUGAACAACAAGAGGAGUGGCUUUGCCGAGAAGCGCCACGCAGAUGGGACCUUCACCAGUGACAUGAGCUCCUACCUCACGGACAAGGCAAUUAGAGACUUUGUGGCGAGGCUUAAAGCUGGACAAGUCAGAAGAGAGUAGGCAGCUCCUCCUUCCUCCUCCUCCUCCUCCUCCUCUUCUGCAGAAUCCAAACCCUUCUUCUGACCUUCCUUUGUCUGUUUCCAAUGUGAAGAAAGAGACAGGGAUGUUGAGUCGGCAGGAAAAAACUAAUCAACUGCUAUUUCUGCUCCUUCACUUUAUUUCUGAUUAUUUUCUUUGCUUUGUUUCAUGACGAAUCCUGUGAUUGUGCUCAAAUAAAUCACCUGAACUUGUUUUACAGUAUUGA